UUCCUGUUUACCGCCUGAUGUACCUUCAUACUGUAGUACACAUAUUGCAACACCACUCUCCACUGCUGGGGCUUUCAUCCACAACAACAUAUGCACCAUUGCGAUCCUGCAGCCACCGGGUUGACUACUGUAUAACUUUAAUUCGUUUAUCGCCAUGAUCGUGGUUACUGAGGAGACAUGAAGACGUGACAUUGAGGAAACGUGCGCAGGCCGGGGAAAGAUCCUGGAGAUUUCCUGACUCCAGCUGACCGGAGUUCAGUUAGGGGUUGCUAAGAGUCGCGCAUCAAUUCACCCGAUGUCACAAACGCAAACUAAACAGUAGUGAUGUGGAGGACUACACAGGUCUGAAUUAAUUUUCUCAAAUGAGUAUACAGGGGGGUUUGAGUUAGUGGAAACCACCAACCUACGCCUGGUAAGCUGAACUAGCCUGUUUAGCUAGUCGUGCUAACUCCGGUAGCAGCAACAGCCACCGUGCUGUGCGGGCUGGCUCGUGGGUUGUGUUUGGAGAGUGGAGCAGCUCGCCGGUGCCCUGAAUUCAGGAAGAGUCCCCGGCUCUGGCCCCCUCAAGCGGGCAGUCAGGAAGAAGCUGGCUGGGAAGGGAUGGCCUGGUCGGUCUUCCCGUUCCAAAGGACAAGGCUCUGCGGUGUUUGAAGGAGGUCGAGUUCGGCUAGAGGCCACCACCGCGGGUCGUGGCGCUAUGAUGGCCGCCUCUCCCACCUCGGCCGGCGGCUAUCCGGCCUCCGGGCUGUCGGUCAGAAAGAGCGAGGAAAUAGCGGAUUUGAUAGAUGUGUUUUCCAAGAUGCAGUACAGAGCAAAGGAAGCCACUCCUCGGAUGGAGGCGAUAGAGAAGCACUGCUUGGAGUUAUUCGCCAGAGACUACAAGUACAGUAUCAUCGACAACUCCAAUGGAGAAGUGUGUGGCCAUUACCCUCGGCAGAUAGUUUUCCUGGAGUACCAAUGCACAGAUGUCGAGAGAGACAGGUUUGAGAGCACAGUGCAGAUCAGUAAGCUGCAGGACCUGGUGAACCGGAGUAAGCUGGCUCGCUGCAGAGGGAGGUUCGUCUGUCCGGUCAUCCUCUACAACGGCAAGCAUAUUUGCCGGUCGUCCACUCUGGCGGGAUGGGGGGAGCUGUAUGGACGCACGGGCUACAACUACAUCUUCUCAGGGGGCAUUGAUGACACGGAGUCUGAGGAGGUUCCAGAGGAUGACAGUGCAGUCAGGAACGGGGACUCCCAGCUCUUUGACAAGGUUCGAGGCCUCGACAUUAAGCUGCUACGUUACCUCUCGGUUCGCUACAUCUGUGACCUGAUGGUGGAGAACAAGAAGGUUAAGUUUGGCCUAAACGUGACAUCGUCUGAGAAGGCGGACAAGGUCCAACGCUAUGCAGACUUCACCUUGCUCUCUGUGCCUUACCCAGGGUGUGAGUUUUUUAAGGACUACAAAGACAGAGACUACACAGCAGAGGGUCUGGUGUUCAACUGGAAUCAGGACUACGUGGACGCUCCUUUGACAAUCCCCAUGUGCUUUACUCAAAACUUGAACAUCGACUGGACUCGAUACCAGUCGUGGGACCUGGUGGAGCAGACCCAGAACUAUCUGAAGCUGCUGCUGCACAUCAUCAACAGUGAUGAUGAGAGUGGCCUCCUGGUGCACUGCAUAUCAGGCUGGGACCGCACGCCUCUGUUUGUGUCUCUCCUCAGGCUCUCCCUGUGGGCAGACGGCGCCGUGCACGCCAGCCUGGAGCCAGCCGAGAUCCUGUACCUGACCAUCGCUUACGACUGGUUCCUCUUCGGUCACAUGCUGCCAGAUCGACUCUCCAAAGGGGAGGAGAUUUUCUUUUUUUGCUUCAAUUUUUUGAAGCACAUCGUCUCAGAGAAGUUCUCAGCUGUUAAGAAACAGAGGAGGAAGAACUCCCACAUCAAAGACGGUGAUUUGACUGUGGAAGAUCUCUGCCAGUUAAAGUCGAGGGAUCGCGGCAGCGUGACCAGCCUGAGCAGUGACUUCUCCCUCAUCACUGAGGAGGUGGGCGGCGCCUCCAGCCUCACCAACGACACCGUGGACCUGUUCUCCAGCCAACCCCAGGCCUCCAGCUGGAGGAAAGGCCCCACCUCCUCUCCUCAGAUGGUAGUCUGGAACAAACAGAACCCUCUGGACGAGCACCUCUCCCACCCACUCAGCGAGGCCAGGUCUUCCAGCUCCUCCUCCUCCAACCAGUCGGAACACGGCAUCACGCGCACCGGCAGCAGCCCGUUGGCCGUCCCCGGAAGAAGGUUAACAGCAGACUACGCCCGGUCCGGUUCCUCCCUCUCUACGGAUUAUGGGAGCUGGCAGAUAGUUUCGGGUUGUGGCAGCAUCCACGACCACGCCCACUUCCCUCCACCCCUGGCCUCGGCCUCCUCCACCUCUUCUGCUGUGGCUGCUGCCUACGACUCCCCCCUGCCCUUCAGUUUUCAGGAUGAAGGACCCAGUGGCCGAAUGUGUCAAUUCCCCUCAGAGCGUCAGGCCCGCCUGGAGGCGGUGCGGGAAGUCUUCCUGGCAGCCUACAGCUCCACCGUCGGCCUCACGUCCUCUGCGCCCAGCCCCUCCGGCGCCAUCUCCGGCCUGCUGGAGCAGUUUGCCCGCGGGGUCGGCCUCCGGGGCACAAACGCCAUCGUCUGAACCCUCCCAAUGUGACUUCAGACCCUCCUUCCGCUUCCAUCCAUCCAAAGUCGACACAACAUGCCUGGACUCAGUACAAUAAAGUGCCAAACAUCUCUGUUCAGUUCAGGGGUGAAGCAUUCAUUUAUUUUCUUUUUUUUUGGAAUUUCCUUUGAUUUUUGUUUUUCAGACCAUUUUCAUGCUCCAACUUUUCUCUGGACUUUUAAUCUCCAUGUUCAUCAGUCACAUUCAGGGAGAGAAAUGUUUUUUCAGCCACAGUAUCAAAAAGGGAUGUUAAGAAUGCGUUCUAGCUGCUGAAAUGUAAAUGGCUGAGAGCAUGGGGUCUGUGCCUGUUCCAGGCCCAAUACGAACCUUUCCCGUCUGCUCCUAAGUGUCCCUGCAGAGACCGUCCCAUGUACAGGCCGUGAUGUGUUUCUCCUGAUCAUGUUUUGUGCUGCUAAAUUCAUUACUGAUUGAAAUUGUUGUUUUGUGUACUGCGGAUUUUAAAGAUUAGAUAAAUACAGCACUUAUUGUGUUCGGACUGAAAUGGCACCAUUUGGUUUGUAAUUUGUAGAUGACAUUUAGAAUAAGAAAUAAGGGCAUUAGUUUCAGAGCUCACAGCUUUGGGGUUGAGACUCAAAGGAUAAGGAUGGGUUUUUAAAGUCUGUCUUAAUGCAAUACUCACAUGCCAUGUGUACACUAAAAGAAUCAUUGGCUGCAGUAAUAGUUCCUUCUUUCCGCACUGGCAGUGAAGGGAUCCCUUAAUGCGUUAGGGGACUCAACCGAUAGUCCUUUUUCUUUCUGUAAUACGAGGCUUCAGCAGUUUGAGUUAGUGCCAAUGUUUUGUCCCGGUCUUGUGUCAUAUUUUGAUUAGGGAUGGCAAGAUCCUCUUGGGGUUAAGGGUUCACCGUUCAGGUAACAAACUGGUCCAUACCACAUGUCGUCUAACGGCAAAAGUGUUUUUACCAGUUUGGAAAUGCCACACUUGAAGCCUGUCUGUCAGAGAGAAGGUGAGAGGAAACGUUCAGAUAGGGGUAAGGGUGGUUCUUGUUGGAGACUAGCAUGGUGUGUUGGCAACCCCGGUCAGUCACUUUGUGAAGUGGCCUCAUUGACGGUUUCAAGAAAGUUUCGAAAUUGCCAGACGCAGCACUCCGAUUCCAAAUCACUAACGCUGUGGGAGGAUGCGGUUGGCGAUCCGUCAAGCAUUUAGUUUGAAGCGCACCGAAUCCUUGAAGCCUCAGUUCGCUUCAACUGAAGUACGCAAAGUAGUUUGUGUGAAGGGUCGUCCGGACACGUCUGAAGGCAAAAGUGUUUCUGGUUGUUCAGAAUGGUCAGCAUGGUCAGUAAGAGUGGUUGAAGGCUGGGAGAAAAGCCAGUAUGCACAGAAGGGAUGAUUACAUCUGACAUGUGAGGAAGAUGGUCUGUAAAAAGAUCUGAUCCCAUCAUUUAACUAGAUCACUUCCAUUUACAGGGACUGUUCCUGAAUGGCCUAACCCCGGAAAUGAAGCGACGAACGUACCCAAGCGAUCGUUUGCGCCAUUGCCAGUCUAAUGUCUCCAUAUCCUCUACUUGAGUCCAUAUCCAGUCAUUUCUUCUUCUUCUUCAGUAGCACUGACAUGGUAGCACAAGAGGCACUGAGCAUCGUGGUAGCAGAUCUGUGAACCGUCGGACUCCAGUGAAGCGAGGUCCACGUGAUUCCUGUGAUUUCUGCCCAGCUGUUAUCACGCAAUUUGUUAAAAAACGUGACAUUUCUACCUGAGCUGCUUUUGCGUAAAUUCACACUUUUUAAGUCAUUUUCUUAAGAGAAUACUGUUGAGAGAUUUAAUUUGAAACUAGCUUGUCGGUGUUGCCAAAACAGUUUUGACGGCUGCUGUACCUCAGGACCUUUGUUGUGCCUUUUUUUUAUCUUCAGUACCACUGGGUCAGAUCUCUACUUCUUCUGGUCCAGUGUCAGGUGUAGUUAUUUUUCUUAAAUGGUUCUAAGAGCUUGGGGUGUUUGCGGCUGAUUCUUAAUGAAAGUUUUGACUGUAGAGCAUUAGCAGCGUUAGCUUUGCGAUACAGCUUUCGGGGGAUUCCCCUGUAUCCCUUUUUUGUUGUAUAGUAACGUAAAGCUGUCGAGUCUUAUGGACAUCUCUGAUAAGGUUAAUGACUUUUAUUUUUGCCUAUAAAAAAAGACUGAUAGAAGAGGAUUUUAUUGAUUUUAAGGAAUAAUUCUAGUAGGAAUUUUUAGGAAAUACAUUUAUUCAUUGAGAAGAUUGACACCAAUAUCGUGUCUUUGAAGCCGUGGUCCCAUUUGCAUAUUUUAAUUUGGAUUUUGAAGUAUCGCAUUGGAAAAGCAGAAUCAAAACAGCAAAAUUUGAUAAAACUUCCUUAAUUAAUCGUGGAAAGUAAAGAAAUUGUUGAGGUCAUUUGAGAUGUUUUUUGCCUUCGUCGAAUGAAAGUUGAUGCGCUCAAUUGGAUAUGGAAACGCCUUUGUCAAAUACAUUCUGACAUAGUGGAUAUUUAACUCACAUGAGUGAUAAGCUGUUUCUGCUGUUGUCUUCUCAGAUGUUCCCAUACUCAAAGAAUAAUUCAAACUUGCACAAUUGAAACUAAUUCUCCUCUAUAAAGACCUCUCUCCCAUUUUUUCUUAAUUGUAGAGCGUUCGAUGGCCAAGGUGACUUGUUUUGUUUCUAGUUCACAACCGUUACUACUUCUACUGCGGUUACUGGUGGAUUACAUCCAUGCACAAAGCUGGCUGAUAGUUCCAGCUUCUAACCAAACUACUCUGUAGCCGAGUUCAUUGGCUCCAAACCAGUUGAUGGAAACUGUGCCUAAUUAGCUUUUACUUUUUUGCAGCAAUUCAAAGGUUUGCUUAAAUUUUGCUCCAAAAUGAAAUGGAAACAUGACGAGUGUUGAAUACAGAGCUAGAGCCAGAACCUAUCUACCUACAUUUGCAUAGAGACAGGGGCGUUACACGGCUGGCUUAGCUUUGUUUCAAGGUAAAUAAUGUGCAUACCAACACCUCAGAAGCUUUUCACCAUGUGGUAUGUCGCUUUCUGAAGCCAAGUGGGUUAAACUAAUUAGAUACGUUUCUCAUCAGGCGGCAGCUGUUAGGUGUAUCUGUUUAGAGUAUUUAUGCUAAGCUAGGCUAACCACUUCCUGACUCCGGCUCUGUUCUUAAUGCUCAGACAUGGAGGUGGAAUUGAUUUAGAAAGAAUUAGAAUAAACAUAUUUCCCAAAAUAUUCAAGGGUUCUUAUAACUUGUUCUGCUACAUUCUGAACCAAAUUCUGCUUUCUGUGUACCACAAAAACACAUUUGCUGAGUUGUUUUUAAGCUACAGGAGUUUCAUCCCUUUAUUCUUGAUGCAUGAAGGAAUUUGUGAGCAUUUGGUUCACAUGGCCGUAUGUAUCAGUCGAAGUGUUUUCAUUUUGUAUUCCUCCACCAACUGACAGUAGAACAAUCUGCCUGACUUUCAGGCAUGGCCUCAUCUCCCUGUCCAGUUUGAAACUUUCUUCUGAACAUAUCGGUCCUGAAAAGGAGUUCUAAUUCACUCGAGGUUUCAUAUCGUUUGCUUUUAUGUUGGCAUCAUGUCUUGCUGUUAAGCAGCCAGUCACAGGACACUUGCAAAAACAUUGUCAUUUUCACAGUCCUGAAAACAGGCAUUAUUAGAAAAAAGAUCUCCUCCGGAGUUAAAUACAUGUCACUUUUUCACUCACCGGUUUUGCAUGACAUCCUUUCAUUUUUAUUUCAGAAUCUCUUUUUAAAAUGCUGCAUUGCACUCGUCCUGAUCUCCUCGGUGUGAAGAGGUUUCUUCUUUGUACAGUUGAGGCAUUUUUAAGUAAUUCUACCUUUUUAGUUCUUUUGUUAUUAAUUGCUCUUAAUUGUUGGCACGCUACAAAUGAAAAGUGAACUGAGCAGCCGGUGGCAAUUGUGAAUAAACAAAAAAACAUUUUUGUGACUUG
Messenger RNA from Anarrhichthys ocellatus (wolf-eel), 6583 nucleotides. It is a transcript of the gene mtmr14, whose product is annotated as myotubularin related protein 14. Gene Ontology annotation, biological process: dephosphorylation. Gene Ontology annotation, molecular function: phosphatidylinositol-3-phosphate phosphatase activity. Lineage: Eukaryota; Metazoa; Chordata; Actinopteri; Perciformes; Anarhichadidae. The record is from RefSeq and is a predicted model, not a curated record. Bases 698 to 2659 code for a protein of 653 amino acids. The transcript has 19 exons.